GACCACCAUCCGUCUCAGCAAAACCAGAGUGGGCUACAUGGCAUUUAUUUGCGAGCCUUCUGCACAGGUCUGGAUUCAGUGCUGCAGCCGUAUCGACAGGCACUACUGGACCUAGAACAAGAGUUUCUGGCUGACCCACAUCUCUCCAUCUCACAUGUUAAUUAUUCCUUGGACCAGUUUCAGUUACUCUUCCCCUCUGUGAUGGUCAUGGUGGAACAGAUCAAGACUCAGAAGAUUCAUGGAUGUCAGAUAUUGGAGACAGUCCACAAACACAGCUGUGGGGGGUUGCCUCCUGUUCGCAGUGCUCUUGAAAAGAUUCUGGCUGUGUGUCAUGGAGUCAUGUACAAGCAGCUCUCUGCCUGGAUGCUGCAUGGACUGCUGCUAGACCAACACGAAGAGUUCUUCAUCAAACAGGGCCCCUCUUCUGGGAAUGUCUCUAGCCAGCCUGCAGAGGAUGACGAUGACCUAGGAAUUGGGGGACUUACAGGAAAACAGCUACGAGAACUGCAGGACCUGCGCUUGAUUGAGGAGGAGAACAUGUUAGCUCCAUCUCUGAAACAGUUUUCUCUGCGAGUAGAAAUGCUGCCUUCCUACAUUCCCGUGCGGGUUGCUGAGAAAAUCCUCUUUGUGGGAGAAUCCGUGCAGAUGUUUGAGAAUCAAAAUGUGAACCUGACCAGAAAAGGUAAGGAGCAUCUUUCCUGCAGCCUUUGCUCAGUUAUGAGUGACUGACAGGCAUUUUCCAAAAUGCUGUAUUAACGGAUUCCUCGCAAG
This is a messenger RNA of Pterocles gutturalis (yellow-throated sandgrouse), 771 nucleotides long. RefSeq names its product gamma-tubulin complex component 4-like. Gene Ontology annotation, cellular component: gamma-tubulin complex; spindle pole; equatorial microtubule organizing center. Lineage: Eukaryota; Metazoa; Chordata; Aves; Pterocliformes; Pteroclidae. The record is from RefSeq and is a predicted model, not a curated record. Gene Ontology annotation, molecular function: gamma-tubulin binding; microtubule minus-end binding. Gene Ontology annotation, biological process: mitotic cell cycle; spindle assembly; meiotic cell cycle. The annotation marks the transcript as partial. The transcript has 6 exons.